UCUAUACGCGCAUUAGUUACGUCCUUCGCACUCACGAAUUGCGUUCUAUUGUUUAUUGUCAUAAAUUACAUAGGAAUACGUAUUCCUUAUUAUUUUGUUUUCUUUUGUCAUCCACACAUCAGACCAUUCAAUCAUGUCGAAACUAACCAUCGUCUUGUCAAUGGCCGCGUUGUGCUCUCUGUCCACAGCGGCUCCAGACUUCUACAGCGAUAAGGAGAACGUGCUGCAAGCCGAGGGAUUCGGAAACGAAGAAAUUAAAGAAUCCAAUUUGAUUACAAAAUGUUAUGACGAGGAAACUAAAUUAGCCUACAAGGUAGACUCCAUUUGGUAUCCAGUGGGAAGAUGUGAAAAACGAAUUUGUUCGAGGCAAAAGGACUCAAAGACCCCAACAAUCAAAACUAUGGAAUGUGAACCGUGUACUUCAUGUAAAUUGCCUAAUCAUACAUGCCAACCAUUCCGUUCUGAUAAAAAUUAUCCUAAGUGUUGUUCACAGUGUUUAACAAAGUCUACUGUACUUUUGAAACCAGAAUCAAAGAAAAAAUACCAAAACAUUUAAAUA
This is a messenger RNA of Metopolophium dirhodum (rose-grain aphid), 559 nucleotides long. RefSeq lists its product as uncharacterized. The coding region runs from base 134 to 556 and encodes 140 amino acids. The transcript has 3 exons. Lineage: Eukaryota; Metazoa; Arthropoda; Insecta; Hemiptera; Aphididae. The record is from RefSeq and is a predicted model, not a curated record.